Aspergillus niger is the source of this 696-nucleotide messenger RNA. RefSeq lists its product as hypothetical. Lineage: Eukaryota; Fungi; Ascomycota; Eurotiomycetes; Eurotiales; Aspergillaceae. The transcript has 3 exons. Bases 1 to 696 code for a protein of 231 amino acids. The record is from RefSeq and is a predicted model, not a curated record.
AUGGUGUUUGCUGGAUGCUGGGUUCAGCUGCGAGGAGGAGAGGCUCGGAGGUCACUGCCUCCAGGAGUGAAAACAGAGGCAAAACAGUUGCUAAGGUUGAACGGCCAGUACCGUGUCGUCAUGCUAGCAGGGACAGGGGACCCUUUCACACCGUCUAGUUGGUCACAGUUGACUAUCGAAGACCAAUUAUUCUUCCAUCUUCGCAUCGCAGCGGCCUCGGCCACAAUAAACACACGAACCAUGGGUUGCUUCUUUCGGCGGAUGGCCUGCCCCACCGGGCCGAGUGGCUGUUAUGUACUUUACCUUACAGAAAUAUUGAGUAUGUACAAGGGUGCAUUAGAAGUAUCUGGUAUCAGUAUAUACUGGUUCUCCAUCUCACCACAUCAUCGACUGGCUCUCGUUGCAUCCACUCACUCACUCACUAACUCCGCCUCAAUCCAGUCCACGGAUAUCGACUCCGGUCUGAACACGCGGCUUCUAAAGUAUUCAUCUUCUCGGUUUACACUCUUCUCUUAUCCCUCAACCUCCCCAAUUCACUCUCAUUCCCUUUCUCCGCUGGACCUUACUUUGUACAUUCCAUCCGCUCAAGGGCCUCAGAUCAUUUGCUCUUCCCCUCUCCCUUGCUCCGCCGGCUUCUUCUGCCUGCCUGUGCGCCUGCGCCAACGCCGGGGUGGAUCCCAGCCGUCAGAACGAUAG